AUGGAAAAUAAUAAUAAUAAUAAUAAUAAUAAUAAUAGUGAUGACGACGGCGAUGAUUUUCCAUUCAACGGUUUAUUUUCUCCGAUUGAAAAAAUUUUUGCUGAUUUCGAUCGAUUUUUUUCUGGCUUUUCAACAGUAUUUUCGGUACCUCCACAAGACUUUAACAAUAAUAAUUCUCAAACAUCAACAAGUUUAAGAGAUGAGGUUCUCAAAAAAGAUAUUCAAAAUAAUCAUUAUGGUGAUGAAAAUCUUGAUUCUACUAUUGAAGAACAUGGUAUUAAUGGAGCAUUUUCAAGAACAGUUUCAAGUUCAUCAAUGAUGACAACGAUGAAACGAGAAACAACACCAUCGAGAAGAUGUGUCAUCGAAAGAAAAAGUCAACAUUCAUCAAAUCAAAAUAAAAAUAGCAAAACUGAAACUAUAAGUAAAAUAUGUGGAGAUAAAUAUCAUACAACAAUAAAGCAAGAUGGAAAAAUAAUUCGAGAGUAUGGAAAUUCAACAAUAGAUGAAUUAGAUCAAAUUGAUUCAACACCGAAUGAUAAUAAUAAUGAUCAGCCGAUUGUUGCUGGAAAAAGACAUUCAGACUUUUUUAAAAAACUUUUCUCAUAA
Molecule: messenger RNA, 609 nt
Organism: Rotaria socialis
Lineage: Eukaryota; Metazoa; Rotifera; Eurotatoria; Philodinida; Philodinidae
Source: the annotation of a GenBank genome assembly